AUGGGGAGACCUGGAGGACUAAAAUGUGCAGUCAAAGACUGCAAGAGUAAGUACUUAGAUAAUAAUCAACAUACACCAUUGAGAUUCUUUAGGUUCCCUAAUCCUAGGACCCAAGAAGUGAGAAUGAAUUCAUGGCAACUGGCGUGCAAUGAUGAAUUGAUCAGGGCUACUGAUCCUAUGAAAUUGUAUGGAAGCAUGAGAAUUUGCAGUCUACAUUUUGAGGAUCAUUUGAUAGAAAAGCACAAACUGAAAGAAAAUGCUGUUCCUAUACUAAACUUGGUGGUAUCUUUAUCAGGCUCCAUACAUGGGGAGCAUUCAUAUUUCAGUGAUGAAAAUAUAGAAGUAGGUCAUUUUAUGGAGAAGUCUGAUUCUCAAGUGCAGACAGAAAAGCAACUUUCAGCUAUCACACCAAGAAAAAUCAAAUUAAUCAAGAAAAUAAAUGUGGAAUUCCCGAAUCCAGAGGAACAGCUGUGGACUCGCUUGACUUGUACUAAUCUGGGGUCCAGAGGUGUUUACCCGUCCCCGCAUUUGUUUCAUUCCAGGAAUUUCCAGGAUACGGAGCAGCCGGGGACUCGCUUGAUUUGUACUAAUCUGGGGUCUAGAGGUGCUCACCCGUCCCCGCAUUUGAUUUAUUCCAGGAAUUUCCAGGAUCCGGAGGAGCAGCCGGGGACUCGCUUGAUUUGUACUAAUCUGGGGUCUAGAGGUGCUCACCCGUCCCCGCAUUUAAUUUAUUCCAGGAAUUACAGAAUCCGGAGGAGCAGCCGGAGACUCGCUUGA
Messenger RNA from Phaedon cochleariae (mustard beetle), 777 nucleotides. The record is from the annotation of a GenBank genome assembly. Lineage: Eukaryota; Metazoa; Arthropoda; Insecta; Coleoptera; Chrysomelidae.